Molecule: messenger RNA, 9309 nt
Organism: Branchiostoma belcheri (Belcher's lancelet)
Lineage: Eukaryota; Metazoa; Chordata; Leptocardii; Amphioxiformes; Branchiostomatidae
Biological process (GO): positive regulation of DNA-templated transcription
Cellular component (GO): chromatin; nucleoplasm
Molecular function (GO): zinc ion binding; ubiquitin-protein transferase activity
Source: RefSeq, a predicted model, not a curated record
CGUACAGGUGUGGUCAUGGCGGAGGCCGUACUCAGCCAGAUUUCGGGCGACUUUCUGGAGUGUACGAUCUGCCUGGAGCCCUACAAGGACCCCAAGAUCCUGCCGUGUCUUCACACCUUCUGUAAGGACUGUCUGGAUAAGUUUGUAGCGAAACAAGGUGAAGCGAAGGACAGGUUUCCGUGUCCAACAUGUCGGAUCGAAACUGUACUUCCGGAGGGCGGUGUCGCCGGGCUCAAAAACAACUUCUUUGUCCUGAGCUUGAGGGACACCGUCGACGCUCACAAGAGUUUGGUUAGCAAGGAGGAUAACAAAGUGUCUUGUGAUGUCUGUGAAGAAGAAGUGGCUACUUGUGGCUGUGUAGUGUGUGAAGAGUUCUUGUGUGACGAAUGUACUCGUGCCCACAGUCGAUUCAAACGAAACCGUGAUCAUGAAAUCAUCGGUGUGGCAGAGUUAAAAGAGCAGAAGAUCACCAAGAUGUCUUCAGUCAAGUCUACAUCACUGCCAAUGUGUCCAAAACAUGAAGACGAGAAGCUGAAGUUCUACUGUGAGACGUGCCAGAGUCCCAUCUGCCGGGACUGCACGGUAGUGCAGCACAAAGACCACAAGUACGGCUACCUGACAGACGUUGAGAGUGACGUCAGGGCAAAGAUCAGAGAGAAACUGGAAGCUGCCAGGCCGAAAAUUCAGGAAUACCGAGACGCUGCAGGGCUUGUAGAUGAGAAGCAGGCUGAACUGGACACAAAGAGUAAGAAAACUGCAGACGACAUCGAUGCAGCUGCGGAGGAAGAAAUCAAGUACUACACUGGCCUUGUCAGACGCAAACAGACUGAACUGAAAGAAAAGUUAGCGGCCGUCACAGCAGCCCGUUCCAAGCAGCUCUCUGCUACAGCAGACAGUGUUGAGAGCACCUUAGGCUGUCUGUCUAGCACAGUGGACUUCUCACAGAAAGUCGUGGAGCAUGGCAGUGACUUUGACGUCAUGAACGUGUACUCUGACGUCACGGCCCGGCUCGAGUCUCUGCUGAAAGGUCCAACCCCGGACAUUCCUGACGACAUCAGUUACGUCAGGUUUGAGCCUAGAAAGGAAAAAGAGGAAAGGGAAAUGAUCCUUGGCGACAUUGUCGACUCUUACUUCCGAACUGCCAAGUUGACCACCCUGGGCGCCAGCGGCCGUCUGGGCCCCACUACCCUGGGUACCCACUACAGGGGACAGGACCAUGAACACCUGGUGACGCUACAUGACGGGAUACAACACUUCACUGUACCGGGGACGGGAACGUACAGCAUAGAGGCAGCGGACUCUUACUUCCGAACUGCCAAGUUGACCACCCUGGGCGCCAGCGGCCGUCUGGGCCCCACUACCCUGGGUACCCACUACAGGGGACAGGACCAUGAACACCUGGUGACGCUACAUGACGGGAUACAACACUUCACUGUACCGCGGACGGGAACGUACAGCAUAGAGGCAGCGGGGUGGGGUGUGGGAAACCCGAAGUCCGCCCGAGGACGGGGUGCCGUACUGAGGAGAACAUUUAACCUCAAACAAGGGGAAACUCUGAAGAUCCUGGUGGGACAAGAAGGUGCUGAGAACAAGAGGAGCUGGGAUGUAGGAGGAGGGGGCGGUACAUUUGUCACCAGGGGAGACAACACGCCACUCAUUAUCGCAGGGGGUGGGGGAGGGGCAGGGUAUGGACUACAGACCCAUAACCCCCUGUGUGACGGGACUGUGUCCACUACUGGUAACAAGAGUUGUGGAGGAACUGGUUGUAGUGGAGGAUCUAACGGACAGGGGGCGACAGAAUGGAAGGGUGAAUGGAUGGGUGGGGGAGGGGGAGGGCUGCUGACGGAUGGAGGGAGUUCUAAACAGUUUGGAGGCAACAGUUGUCAGCAUGGUGGGGAAGGUGGGAAGGCGUUUGCGAAUGGUGGGGUUGGAGGGCGUGGGGCAUGUAAUAAUGCUGAUGGUGGGUUUGGUGGAGGGGGAGGGGGUCGUGGGUCUGGUGGUGGAGGAGAAGUUCAAAGUUCACCUGUAACGCCGGCUCACCUGAAGCGUGCAGGUGUCAUGGCGGAGGCCGUACUCAGACAGAUUUCCGGCGACUUUCUGGAGUGUACGAUCUGCCUGGAGCCCUACAAGGACCCAAAGAUCCUGCCGUGUCUUCACACCUUCUGUAAGGACUGUCUGGAGAAGUUUGUAGCGAAACAAGGUGAGGCGAAGGACAGAUUUCCGUGUCCAACAUGUCGGAUCGAAACUGUACUUCCGGAGGGCGGUGUCGCCGGGCUCAAAAACAACUUCUUUGUUCUGAGCUUGAGGGACACCGUCGACGCUCACAAGAGUUUGGUUAGCAAGGAGGAUGACAAAGUGCCUUGUAACUGCGAAGAACAUGUGGCUAAUUUCGGCUGUGUUGUGUGUGAAGAGUUUUUGUGUGACGAAUGUGCUCGGGUCCACCGUCGUGCCAAACGUACACGUGACCAUGAAGUCAUCGGCGUGGCGGAAUUAAAAGAGCAACUGAUCACCAAGACGUCAUCAGGCAGGUCGACAUCACUGCCGAUGUGUCCAAAACAUGAAGACGAGAAGCUGAAGUUCUACUGUGAGACGUGCCAGAGUCCCAUCUGCCGAGACUGCACGGUACUGCAGCACAAAGACCACAAGUACGGCUUACUGGCAGACGUUGUGAGUGACGUCAGGGCAAAGAUCAAAGGCAACCUGGAAGCUGCCAGGUCGACAAUUGAGGAAUUCCGAGACGCUGCAAGUGUCGCAGCUAAUAAGCAAGCAGAACUGGACACCAGGAGUAAGAAAGCUGCAGACGACAUCGAUGCAGCUGCGGAGGAAGAGAUCAAGUACUACACUUGCCUUGUAAGACGCAAGCAGACUGAACUGAAAGAAAAGUUAGCGGCCGUCACAGCAGCCCGUUCCAAGCAGCUCUCUGCUACAGCAGACAGUGUUGAGAGCACCUUAGGCUGUCUGUCCAGCACAGUGGACUUCUCACAAAAAGUCGUGGAGCAUGGCAGUGACUUUGACGUCAUGAACGUGUACUCUGACGUCACGGCCCGGCUCGAGUCUCUGCUGAAAGGUCCAACCCCGGACAUUCCUGACGACAUCAGUUACGUCAGGUUUGAUCCCAAGACGAAAAGGAAAAAAAAGGAAAUCAUCCUUGGUGACAUCGUCGAUCACCUACCAUGUUAUAAGUUGACCACCCUGGGCGCCAGCGGCCGUCUGGGCCCCACUACCCUGGGUACCCACUACAGGGGACAGGACCAUGAACACCUGGUGACGCUACAUGACGGGAUACAACACUUCACUGUACCGGGGACGGGAACGUACAGCAUAGAGGCAGCGGGUGCUGCUGCAGGAUGGGGUCAGCACAACCCGACGUCCGCCCGAGGACGGGGUGCCGUACUGAGGGGAACAUUCAACCUCAAACAAGGUGAAACUCUGAAGAUUCUGGUGGGACAAGAAGGUGCUGAGAACAGAGGAAACUGGAGUGUAGGAGGAGGGGGUGGUACAUUUGUCACCAGGGGAGACAACACACCACUCAUUAUCGCUGGGGGUGGGGGAGGGGCGGGGUGGGGACUACAGACCCAUAACCCCCUGUGUGACGGGACUGUGUCCACUACUGGUAACAAGGCUUGUGGGGGAACUGGUUGUAGUGGAGGAUCUAACGGACAGGGGGCGACAGAAUGGAAGGAUAACGGCAUGGUCAUGGCGGAGGCCGUACUCAGCCAGAUUUCCGGCGACUUUCUGGAGUGUACGAUCUGCCUUGAGCCCUAUAAGGACCCCAAGAUCCUACCGUGUCUUCACACCUUCUGUAAGGACUGUCUGAAGAAGUUUGUAGCGAAACAAGGUGAGGGGAAGGACAGGUUUCCGUGUCCAACAUGUCGGAUCGAAACUGUACUUCCGGAGGGCGGUGUCGCCGGGCUCAAAAACAACUUCUUUGUCCUGAGCUUGAGGGACACCGUCGACGCUCACAAGAGUUUGGUUAGCAAGGAGGAUGACGAAGAACUUUGUGAUGUCUGUGAAGAAGUGGCUAACGGUGGCUGUGUUGUGUGUGAAGAGUUCUUGUGUGACGAAUGUGCUCGAGUCCACCGUCGUGCCAAGCGUACGCGUGGUCAUGAAGUCAUCGGCGUGGCAGAGUUAAAAGAGCAGCUGAUCACAAAAACACCUUCAGUUAAAUCAAUAUCUCUGCCAAUGUGUCCAAAACAUGAAGACGAGAAGCUGAAGUUCUACUGUGAGACGUGCCAGAGUCCCAUCUGCCGAGACUGUACGGUACUGCAGCACAAAGACCACAAGUACGGCUACCUGACAGACGUUGUGAGUGACGUCAGGGUAAAGAUCAAAGGCAAACUGGAAGUUGCCAGGCCGAAAAUUAAGGAAUACCGAGGCGCUGCAGAAGUCGUAGCUGAGAAGCAAGAAGAACUGGACACCAGGAGCAAGAAAGCUGCAGACGACAUCGAUGCAGCUGCGGAGGAAGAGAUCAAGUACUACACUGGCCUUGUCAGACGCAAGCAGACUGAACUGAAAGAAAAGUUAGCGGCCGUCACAGCAGCCCGUUCCAAGCAGCUCUCUGCUGCAGCAGACAGUGUUGAGAGCACCUUAGGCUGUCUGUCCAGCACAGUGGACUUCUCACAGAAAGUCGUGGAGCAUGGCAGUGACUUUGACGUCAUGAACGUGUACUGUGACGUCACGGCCCGGCUGGAGUCUCUGCUGAAAGGUCCAACCCCGGACAUUCCUGACGACAUCAGUUACGUCAGGUUUGAGCCCAAGACGGAAAGGCAAAAAAAGAAAAUCAUCCUUGGCGACAUUGUCGAUUCUUCCUUCCGCUCUGCCAAGUUGACCACCCUGGGCGCCAGCGGCCGUCUGGGCCCCACUACCCUGGGUACCCACUACAGGGGACAGGACCAUGAACACCUGGUGACGCUACAUGACGGGAUACAACACUUCACUGUACCGGGGACGGGAACGUACAGCGUAGAGGCAGCGGGUGCUGCUGCAGGGUGGGGUCGAUACAACCCGAAGUCCGUCCGAGGACGGGGUGCCGUACUGAGGGGAACAUUCAACCUCAAACAAGGUGAGACUCUGAAGAUCCUGGUGGGACAAGAAGGUGCUGAGAACAAGAGGAACUGGAGUGUAGGAGGAGGGGGCGGUACAUUUGUCACCAGGGGAGACAACACGCCACUCAUUAUCGCCGGGGGUGGGGGAGGGGCAGGGUAUGGGCUAUCCACCCAUAACCCCCUGUGUGACGGGACUGUGUCCACUACUGGUAACAAGAGUUCUGGAGAAACUGGUUGUAGUGGAGGAUCUAACGGACAGGGGGCGACAGGAUGGGAGGGUGGGUGCAUGGGUGGUGGAGGGGGAGGGCUGCUGACGGAUGGAGGGAGUUCUAAACGGUUUGGAGGUGACAGUUGUCUGGAGGGUGGGGAAGGUGGGAAGGCGUUUGUGAAUGGCGGGGUUGGAGGGAGUGGGGUACGUUAUAAUGCUGAUGGUGGGUUUGGUGGAGGGGGAGGGGGUUAUGGAAACGGUGGUGGAGGAGGUGGGGGGUACUCAGGAGGAGGCAGGGGAAGAAUUAUAACCAAAGUGGUGGAGGAGGUGGCGGUUCGUUUAACUCCGGUACUGACACGAGCGGUCAGGGUGGGCCAGAUUUCCGGCGACUUUCUGGAGUGUACGAUCUGCCUUGAGCCCUACAAGGACCCCAAGAUCCUGCCGUGUCUUCACACCUUCUGUAAGGACUGUCUGGAGAAGUUUGUAGCGAAACAAAGUAAAGUGAAGGACAGGUUUCCGUGCCCAACAUGUCGGAUCGAAACUGUACUUCCGGAAGGCAGUGUCGCCGGGCUCAAAAACAACUUCUUUGUCCUGAGCUUGGGGGACACCGUGGACGCUCACAAGAGUUUGGUUAGCAAGGAAGAUGACAAAGUGUCUUGUGAUGUCUGUGAAGAAGAAGUGGCUACUUGUGGCUGUGCUGUGUGUGAAGAGUUUUUGUGUGACGAAUGUGCUCGUGCCCACCGUCGUGCCAAGCGUACACGUGACCAUGAAGUCAUCGGAGUGGCGAAAUUAAAAGAGCAGCUGAUCACCAAGACGUCAUCGGUCAAAUCGACAUCACUGCCGAUGUGUCCAAAACAUGAAGACGAGAAGCUGAAGUUCUACUGUGAGACGUGCCAGAGUCCCAUCUGCCGAGACUGCACGGUACUGCAGCACAAGGACCACAAGUACGGCUUGCUGGCCGACGUUGUGAGUGACGUCAGGGCAAAGAUCAAAGGCAAACUGGAAGCUACCAUGCCGAAAAUUGAGGAAUACCGAGACGUUGCAGGGCUUGUAGCUGAGAAACAGGCUGAACUGGACACCAGGAGUAAGAAAGCUGCAGACGACAUCGAUGCAGCUGCGGAGGAAGAGAUCAAGUACUACACUGGCCUUGUCAGACGCAAACAGACUGAACUGAAAGAAAAGUUAGCGGUCUUCACAGCAGCCCGUUCCAAGCAGCUCUCUGCUACAGCAGACAGUGUUGAGAGCACCUUAGGCUGUCUGUCCAGCACAGUGGACUUCUCACAGAAAGUCGUGCAGCAUGGCAGUGACUUUGACGUCAUGAACGUGUACUGUGACGUCACGGCCCGGCUGGAGUCUCUGCUGAAAGGUCCAACCCCGGACAUUCCUGACGACAUCAGUUACGUCAGGUUUGAGCCUAGAAAGGAAAGGGAGGAAAGGGAAAUGAUCCUUGGCGACAUUGUCGACUCUUCCUUCCGAACUGCCAAGUUGACCACCCUGGGCGCCAGCGGCCGUCUGGGCCCGACUACCCUGGGUACCCACUACAGGGGACAGGACCAUGAACACCUGGUGACGCUACAUGACGGGAUACAACACUUCACUGUACCGCGGACGGGAACGUACAGCAUAGAGGCAGCGGGUGCUGCUGCAGGGUGGGGUCGGUCCAACCCAAAGUCCGUCCGAGGACGGGGUGCCGUACUGAGGGGAACAUUUAACCUCAAACAAGAUGAAACUCUGAAUGUCCUGGUGGGACAAGAAGGUGCUGGGAACACGGCUCGCUGGGGUGUAGGAGGAGGGGGCGGUACGUUUGUCACCAGGGGAGAUAACACGCCUCUCAUUAUCGCAGGGGGUGGGGGAGGGGCAGGGUGGGGACUACAGACUCAUAACCCCCUGUGUGACGGGACUGUGUCCACUACUGGUAACAAGGCUUAUGGGGGAUCUGGGUGUAGUGGAGGAUCUAAUGGACAGGGGGCGACAGAAUGGAAGGGUAACUUCAUGGGUGGGGGAGGGGAGGGUGUCAUGGCGGAGGCCGUACUCAGCCAGAUUUCGGGCGACUUUCUGGAGUGUACGAUCUGCCUCGAGCCCUAUAAAGACCCCAAGAUCCUGCCGUGUCUUCACACCUUCUGUAAGGGCUGUCUGGAGAAGUUUGUAGCGAAACAAGGUGAGGCGAAGGACAGGUUUCCGUGUCCAACAUGUCGGAUCGAAACUGUACUUCCGGAGGGCGGUGUCGCCGGGCUCAAAAACAACUUCUUUGUCCUGAGCUUGAGGGACACCGUUCAGGCUCACAAGAGUGUAGCUAGUGUGGAAGAAGACAAAGUGUCUUGUGAUGUCUGUGAAGAAGAGGUGGCUACUUGCGGCUGUGCUGUGUGUGAAAAGUUCUUGUGUGAGGAAUGUACUCGUGCCCACCGUCGUGCCAAGCGUACACGUGACCAUGAAGCAGUCGGCGUGGCAGAACUAAAAGAGUGGCUGAUCACCAAGACGUCAUCAACCAAGUCAGGAUCUCUGCCGAUGUGUCCAAAACAUGAAGACGAGAAGCUGAAGUUCUACUGUGAGACGUGCCAGAGUCCCAUCUGCCGGGACUGCACGGUACUGCAGCACAAAGACCACAAGUACGGCUACCUGGCAGACGUUGUGAGUGACGUCAGGGCAAAGAUCAAAGGCAAACUGGAAGCUACCAGGCCGAAAAUUGAGGAAUACAGAGACGCUGCAGGGGUCGUAGCUGAGAAGCAAGCAGAACUGGACACCAGGAGUAAGAAAGCUGCAGACGACAUCGAUGCAGCUGCGGAGGAAGAGAUUAAGUCCUACACUGGCCUUGUCAGACGCAAGCAGACUGAACUGAAAGAAAAGUUAGCGGCCGUCACAGCAGCCCGUUCCAAGCAGCUCUCUGCUACAGCAGACAGUGUUGAGAGCACCUUAGGCUGUCUGUCCAGCACAGUGGACUUCUCACAGAAAGUCGUGGAGCAUGGCAGUGACUUUGACGUCAUGAACGUGUACUCUGACGUCACGGCCCGGCUGGAGUCUCUGCUGAAAGGUCCAACCCCGGACAUUCAUGACGACAUCAGUUACGUCAGGUUUGAGCCUAGGAAGGAAAGGGCGGAAAGGGAAAUGAAACUUGGCGACAUUGUCGACUUUAACUUCCGAUCUGCCAAGUUGACCACCCUGGGCGCCAGUGGCCGUCUGGGCCCCACUACCCUGGGUACCCACUACAGGGGACAGGACCAUGAACACCUGGUGACGCUACAUGACGGGAUACAACACUUCACUGUACCGCGGACGGGAACGUACAGCAUAGAGACAGCGGGUGCUGCUGCAGGGUGGGGUCUAUACAACCCGAAGUCCGCCCGAGGACGGGGUGCCGUACUGAGGGGAACAUUUAACCUCAAACAAGGUGAAAACCUGAAGAUCCUGGUGGGACAAGAAGGUGCUGAGAACACAGUUGACUGGAGUGUAGGAGGAGGGGGCGGUACGUUUGUCACCAGGGGAGACAACACGCCACUCAUUAUCGCCGGGGGUGGGGGAGGGGCGGGGUAUAAUCUACAGACCCAUAACCGCCUGUGUGACGGGACUGUGUCCACUACUGGUAACAAGAGUUAUGGAGGAACUGGUUGUAGUGGAGGAUCUAACGGACAGGGGGCGAUAGAAUGGAAGGGUAACCACAUGGGUGGGGGAGGGGGAGGGCUGCUGACGGAUGGAGGGAGUUCUAAACAGUUUGGAGGCGACAGUUGUGUGCUCGGUGGGGAAGGUGGGAAGGCGUUUGUGAAUGGCGGGGUUGGAGGACGUGGGGAGUAUAGUAAUGCUGGUGGUGGGUUUGGUGGAGGGGGAGGGAGUUAUGGGGCCGGUGGUGGAGGAGGUGGGGGAGGGGGGUACUCAGGGGGAUGCAGGGGAGAGAGUCGUAUCCCAAAUGGCGGAGGAGGAGGCGGUUCGUUUAACUCCGGUACUGACACGAGCGGUCAGGAUGGGGCAAACGACGGACCCGGGUAUGUGGUCAUCACCAGACAGGUGUAGAUACUGAAACGUAACAUUUGUAGUCACAAUCUCAAGAGGAGUGUAGAUUAACAU